AGUUUCCAACAUGAAUUUCCAUGCAGACGUCGCCGUCUGGUUACAUCUUCUCAUAAUAUCGAGUUGUAUGUUAUAUGGGAAAGUAGCGAGUCAUGAAGUAACGUUUUAUGUUCAUAACAGAUGUCCAUUCCCGAUUUGGCCGGCGAUUGCCCCCAACUCCGGCCACCCCGUGUUGGCUUCCGGAGGAUUUUUCCUCCCUUGCGGGGACUCGAGACGUAUCGACAUCCCUUGGGGCUGGAACGGCCGGCUGUGGGCCCGAACCGGCUGCAACUUCGACUCCAACUGGAACCAGGCUUGUGAAACAGGCGAUUGUGAUGGACGUUUAGAGUGUAAUGGAAUGAUCGGGAAACCUCCGGUGACUCUAAUCCAACUGGCGGUUCAGUCCGAUAGAUCCAAACCUAAUUUCUAUGACGUGAGCCUCGUGGAUGGAUAUAACAUUCCGGUCGCUGUGAAUUCGAAACCGGUGUCAUCCAAAUGCACAAUCUCCGGUUGCCAGAAAGAUCUCAAGGGCACGUGCCCUGAUGAACUCGAGGUGUUGAACAAGGAGGGCAAGGUCGUGGCAUGCAAGAGCGCGUGUUUGGCGUUCGAUAACGAUAGAUUCUGUUGCCGGAAUUCGUACGGAACGCCGGAGAAAUGCAGACCGAACACUUACUCGACGAUGUUCAAGGAAGCUUGUCCGAAUUACUACAGCUACGCUUACGACACUCCUCCUCCUUUGGUGACUUGCUUUGCCAAAGAGUACGUCGUCACGUUUUGUCCUUCGAAUUGGGGUCAUAGUUAUGCAUAAAAACGCAUUUUUUUAUUUUCAAAACUAUAUAUUAUCUAAGAAAUCAAUGUAUUAUUUAAAAUAUGCCUUUACCAUGUUUCUACAAAUUUUUCUUGUUCUUCCCCUUUUUGGUCUUUCUCCAUGGCAGAGACCAAACCAAACGUUCUGUAAGGUCAUUUCAGUGAACUCUCAGAGACAAAGUUUGGAACU
Tarenaya hassleriana is the source of this 976-nucleotide messenger RNA. RefSeq names its product thaumatin-like protein. The transcript is spliced from 4 exons. Gene Ontology annotation, biological process: defense response. NCBI's taxonomy places the organism in Eukaryota, Viridiplantae, Streptophyta, Magnoliopsida, Brassicales, Cleomaceae. Gene Ontology annotation, cellular component: extracellular region. The record is from RefSeq and is a predicted model, not a curated record. Bases 11 to 787 code for a protein of 258 amino acids.